Molecule: messenger RNA, 722 nt
Organism: Camellia sinensis
Lineage: Eukaryota; Viridiplantae; Streptophyta; Magnoliopsida; Ericales; Theaceae
Product: calcium-binding allergen Ole e 8
Molecular function (GO): calcium ion binding
Source: RefSeq, a predicted model, not a curated record
CCCUCACUAAUCUCUCUCACACACACACACAAUUUUGAAACCAAAAUCGGGAAGCAGCAAUGGCGACAAUCUCAAACCCUAACCCUAACUCAGGUUCAAAGCCAUCAGUAUACCUGCAGGACAAGGAGGAGGUGAAGAAGGUGUUCAACCGCUUCGACGCCAACGGCGACGGCAAGAUCUCGGCGACGGAGCUCGUGUCAGUCAUGAAAGCUCUCCAAUCCAACAUAUCGGAGGAUGAAGUGAAGCAGAUGAUGGAGGAGCUCGACACCGACCUCGACGGCUUCAUCAGUCUCGAAGAGUUCGCCAGUUUCUGCAAGGGCGGCGGCGACAUCGCCGGAUCCGCCGGAGACGACGGCGGUAUGGUAGGGCUGAAGGAUGCCUUCGAGUUGUAUGAUCAGGACAAGAACGGAGUGAUCUCCGCCGUUGAGCUCCACCAGAUCUUGCAACAACUUGGCGAGAAGUGCUCUGUUCAGGACUGUGGGAGGAUGAUCCAGUCCGUCGAUUCGGACGGCGAUGGAUUCGUCAAUUUUGAGGAGUUCAAGAAGAUGAUGACCAACACCACUGCCAACGCUAACAGGUCGUCGAAUUAGUCUGGGAAAUAAACGGUUGAUGUAGGGUCAGGCACAUGGUAUAUUUAAUACCUGCGUGUGUAGGGGAUCCUUUCUAUUUACUGAUCUCUACGAUUUGCAAGAUGAAUGCGUUUUAAUAUUUUCAUUUUUAUU